This is a messenger RNA of Heterotrigona itama, 2680 nucleotides long. Lineage: Eukaryota; Metazoa; Arthropoda; Insecta; Hymenoptera; Apidae. The record is from the annotation of a GenBank genome assembly.
AUGAACAAACAAAAUUCUACGAUAAAACUCGUCCUCUUCAUCUCGUUACUGUUUACGAGAUUAAACUCGAUCCACACUCAAGAUCUGACAAAGCCGAAGAACGUGUCUCCAAACGACGAUGUGAAACCAGUUGAAGAGUUUAUCGAAGAAUCAUCUACCGAGGAUCAAUUUUCGUUAGAAUCGACAACGACUACGGAGUCUACGACUACCGUAGAGACCUACCAUAAGCUGAAGUCUAUCAAUGCCAAGAAAAAUAUCUCCAGAGAAUUCAGACCAAGUGUACAUUUAGGUGUAGUAUCUCAAUUUCGAGCAAAUGCAGAGGAGAUGUUCUUGAGCGAAAUUAAAGAAUCCAGAGUCAGUACCAGCCCCUUCAACGCUCUUCGCCAUUUCAACUUCGACAACGCAGUAAAUCCUGGUUCAUAUCACGAACACGUAAAAGAUUUCCAAGUAAUUUUCCAACCCGCAGUCAAGACUGUUCAAACUCUUCAAACUCCUCGGCCAGCUAAUCAAGAAAACAUUCACCAGAAUUUAUACGAAACUGCUGUUGGAUCAACUGAGGAGAGUAAAAAAGAUGGAGCAGAGAAUGGUUACGUUAAAUUUCAAGAUGAUGCGUUGGACGCUUCUAGAGUUCCGUACAGCUCUUCGAAGGACCAAACAGGUUUUCAUCAACAGGUUUCCAAUUCGCUUGUUGACAAUUCGGGGACGCAGUACGACUUAAUGGAUCAACAGAUCCAUCCAAAUUUAGAGAAACCCGUUUUCGAGCAAGAAACGUCCAUCAUUUGGGGGAAACCGUCUAAAUUUCAGAGUGAACCUCAGAGACCGGAAUUGAACGUUAAUUCUUUGAAGAAGCCAUAUUUUCCAAUAGUUUAUGAUCAUCAGGACCAACAGUCGAGUUUGCAGGAUUUUGAUUUAUCGAAGAAACCGAAUGAUGGCGUGGUUCUUGUUCAGGAAUCGUCGUUCAUGAGAACUAGAAAAUAUCCUUAUCCUUAUCAAUCAUACAGUGGAUACAAUCAGGCUGAGUUUCUUGACGACAAACGUUCGUCUAUGCUCAAGAAAAGAGUAUCUCCGUGGAAGAAGAUCUUUCAUCUGAUCGGCGCCAUUUUGCCCCUUGGUCUGCUCAUAGCUGCUCUGACUCCAAACGUCGUAAAGGUCGACAACACUACCCAGCCUAACAUCGUUUUGUCCAAAUGGAGGGUCGCUGACCUGCCGGUGGAACAUAAACAGGCGCGAUUCAACGAUCCCUUGAGUGACUGCGAGGAAAAAUCCAUCUGUGGCAUGAUCUUGGCUGGCGGUGACGUUGGAGCCACCGUGUUGCAGAACAUCUUGUGGAAUCUGGCGACAAGGUAAUUGUAAAUUGUUAAAUUGUUUGAAAAAUUAGGAACAAGAUUUUAGGAAAGAAAUUGAAUAGCUUUGUAUAUUUUCAUUAUUUCUAUAAUAUAUUAUGAUUUAAUAUGUAAUUUUUAUAUACGUGUAUGUGUAUAAUUUUGGCUGAAUGGGAAAUUAGGCAAAUAAAUUAUAUUGAAAUGAAUGUAGAAUGAUAGUCUUGUUGAACGACAGUGUUUCAAGAGCAAAUUUAACUAUAUAAUAUGUAACUAUGCCUAUGCAUAAAAUUAUGUAAUAAUUUAUAAUAUAAUAAUUAACUAUAAUUAUAAUAUAUUAUAACGUAUAAAUAGUAGAUUCAAAAUUUAAAACAAAAUCGAAGCUUCAAAAUUUAUUCUAUAUUUAGAUGUAACUCUUUAGAAUGAAAGAAUUAUAAAUUUCAAAAUAUUUGAGAAUUCUAAUUUUGUAUAUUCGUACAGUUUGUGCGAUGCAAUACAAUAUAUAAUUUUAACUGACGCGAGAGUCUUAUGAAUGGAAGACUAGAAAAACUAGUUAUGUUGAAACAAAUUCAACAUGAUAGUUUUGUUGUUCAAUAGUAAUCUUCCAAGAACAAAAAUUUCUCGAUAAAACGUUUUAUUAAGAAUGUAAUGAUACUGUUUUCAGAUUCAUUGAACUGAAGGAAUUCUCUCAAUAUAGAAAACACUUUUUUAAUACUGUUCUUUGUUACACUAUACAUUUACAUUUUAGUAUUGACAUUUUUUAAAAAUGGCUAACUUGAACUUUUCUUCAGUUCAAUGAUUCAAUAAUUAUGAGACCUGUGGAGAAUUUUUGGAAACAGGAACAGUGAUAGGUGACAGCAAGCAUAACAUUCACACUUAACGGGUUAAAAAUCGCUCCAUUAGUUCUCGAAAACGUUGCUCGUUUAACUCUGAGGCAUUCAUCAGUAUAUUUUUAACAGCCGGAUGACAGCGUCUACGUAAUUACAGAAGUGGAACAUCGAAGGCAAUACUUAAAAUACGAGUGAAUUAUUCGCGCGGUGGCAAUCCUCGUCUCUCUCGAUUUCGAAUAAAGAGAAAAAGAGAAAGAGAGAGAGAGAGAGAGAGAGAGAGAGAACAAUUUUAUUUCUAAAGAGUACUGUUGCAAACUUUUCCUCGAUUUCUAAAAUGUGAAGAGAGAACGUUUCUCCUCUAUUCCACUUAAAGAAAUUUCAAACUUACGAAAUCUCAAUGAAACCUUUGUUUUCUAAUGAAUCUCUUGCUGUUUUAUUGUCAGAACAUCGACGACUAUGGCGAAAGAAAGCGGUCUUCACGAAGUUUUCGAGGCGGUGAAGAAAAGGGAUUGUACUAACAUUCUUUGCUAA